Molecule: messenger RNA, 1238 nt
Organism: Zeugodacus cucurbitae (melon fly)
Lineage: Eukaryota; Metazoa; Arthropoda; Insecta; Diptera; Tephritidae
Product: prisilkin-39
Exons: 3
Coding region: 378-1091 (237 amino acids)
Source: RefSeq, a predicted model, not a curated record
UGGGAAAAACAAUCAAAAACACUUGAACUUCAAAGCUCGCGGUACGCUCAGCUCAACGACUAGCCCGUGCGAAUUAGUAGACGUCGUAGUAAACGGUGAACUUGAAUUUGUUGAACUAACUUUAGAGACUUGAGAAUAUUUCUAUUGUUGACAGCGUGUUGUGAAGAAGUUGUUUAUUCUAAGUGCGUUUUGCUGCUGUAAUUCUGUUGUUGUUGAAAAACGAAAGUGUUUUUUGGUGUACUCAGUCAACAACGGUUGGUUGAACGCGUCGCAUGUGUGGGUGUUUGUAUGCGCCUUUGUGUCUGGGAAAAAGUUUGUAAAACAUCAAAAAGCGGCAAGCAGCAGUUUAAAGUACAUACUUAAGCGAUUUGGCGAAAAUGUUCUCGAACGCUAAGUUGGCAGUUGCGUUGGUCAGUUUUUACUUCCUUCUGUGCGCUGGCGUCCUUUGCUUGACGGAAAUUUCAGCAGAAGAAAGCACAAAUGCCGAAAGUGCAGCAGUUCAACAAGAUCUAACCACUUCGGCCACUUCAGCGAAAUUGUUCAAUUUGGGCAGCUUAUUUGGCCAGAGUCCCGGCUAUGGUUAUGGUAAUGGAUAUGGCUAUGGUUAUGGCAACAACUACUAUCCCAGCGGCAGCAGGCCGACAACCUAUUACCCUUACAGAAAUAACUACUACCCCACCACCAGCACCAGCACAUAUCCCACCAGCAACUACUACCCGGGCAAUUAUUAUCCAGGCAACAGCGGCUGGAGUGGCAGCAAUUAUCCGAACUACGCUUACAAUGGCGGCUAUUAUCCCAGCGCUGGCGGCUAUGGCUAUAAUUAUGGCAGCAACGCUGGCACAGGCGGCUACUACCCCAGCACGGGUACCAAUAUUCUAGGCGGAAGUGGCGGUUACGGCGGCUAUGGAGGUAAUGGCGGCCUGUCUCAAUACGAUGGCUAUUGGAAUCCACAAUACACGGGGCAGCGCAAUCGUGGUUAUGGUUAUUACGCCAAUACCGAUCGCUAUGGUUUGCCACGCUAUGAUGGCGGCUAUAAUGAUCGUCCGUAUGGUGGGCGUGGCGGUUAUGGCACUUAUCGUGGCUACGAUUGAUGUUGACCCGGUUUUGUGUAUGUGGAUUGCCUUAAAGUUUGUAAAUUUCUGUUAAUUUUUUAUACUUUUUAUUUGUUGCUUUAUUGCUGUUGUUGCCUUUGUGUUGCUAUCGAAAUGCUUUAAUAAAUUUGCUUUUUGUUUUGUAAA